This is a messenger RNA of Striga asiatica, 4872 nucleotides long. NCBI's taxonomy places the organism in Eukaryota, Viridiplantae, Streptophyta, Magnoliopsida, Lamiales, Orobanchaceae. The record is from the annotation of a GenBank genome assembly.
AAGACAAAACAAAGGCGGAAGAACACGAAAAACUGGAGAAGCACUGAACGUCUCCUCCAACCGAAGCUGGUUGUCUGCGGCGAUCGUCCUUACGUCUCUCUCCGACCGGAGACCUCUCAGUUACCUGGUAUCCCGGCACGGCGAGCUCAGUCUCACGCUAAAAGCUCCGAAAGGGAGCAAAUGGCAAGGGCUCAUGCAACAAUACAAUUCACUAAACAGCCCUAUAUUGAAGAUGUUGGCCCUCGUAAAAUUGAGAGCAUUCAAUUUUCGACAUUUUCUGGGACUGAUGUACUAAAAGCCGGCGAAGUCGAAGUCUACCGUGGCGUUUAUUAUGACCCUAAUAAAAGACCAAUUCAAAAUGGGUUGUUAGACCCUCACAUGACUGUCAAUGUGUCACGUAGCUUGGUGCUUCUUCCAAAUCUUGGAUUUCCACAUUCUUUGAUUGGCUUUUCCAUUUUCUGUGUUCUGAAUGAUGACUCUGAAUGGUUGUUCUGUCUGUUCUUAUUUUAUGUUGAUGAUAGGAUUAUUACGGAUAAAAUAUCCUGGUCGGGGCCACCAAAUAAAUUUGGCUCCUGUGAAACUUGCUAUGGAAAUUUUCGGGAAUGCCCAGGGCAUUGUGGAUAUUUGCCCCUUGCUCUUCCGGUGUACAACGUUGGAUAUUUGGCUACCAUAAUAGAUAUAAUGAAGUGCAUUUGCAAGAAAUGUUCCAGAGUACUUCUUGAGGAGAACUUACGCCAAGAUUAUCUCCGGAAGAUGAGAAAUCCAAAACUUGAUCAUCUGAAGAAGUAUGUGGUAUUUAAAGAAGUGGUGAAGAAGUGUAAUGAUAUGACAAAUAGUAGAAGAUUAGCAGUGUGCUUCCGAUGUGGAUAUAAAAACGGCAAGGUAAAGAGGGGACCUUUAAAAAUUCUGCAUGAUCGUGGUAAACUGGAUGGCCAGUACCUGGAUGAAUGCCAGUCUGCUAUUUCCCACACAAAGGAGUCCAAACGACAAGUUUCUGUUUCUUCUUUUAUUGACCCUAAAACUGCCUAUCAGCUACUGAGAAAUAUGUUGGAUGAGGAUUGUGAGUUGCUUUAUCUGAGCGAUAGGCCAGAGAAGCUUAUGGUCACAAAUAUUCUUGUGCCACCAAUUGCCAUACGCCCUUCAGUUUUUGUGGAAGGUGGAAUGCAAAGCAAUGAGAAUGACAUUACAGAGAGGCUAAAACGCAUUGUCCAAUCAAAUACCAGUCUUCGCCAAGAAAUGCUGGAAACUAACCUUUAUAGCAAGAGCCUGGCUAGCUGGGAUGAUCUGCAAAUAGAGGUUGCACAAUACAUCAACAGUGAUGUCCGUGGAUUGCCGUUCAGCAUGAAUGAUGCCAGGCCAUUGAGUGGUUUUGUUCAGCGCCUGAAAGGUAAGCAGGGAAGGUUCCGUGGCAAUUUAUCGGGAAAGCGUGUAGAGUAUACUGGACGCACCGUUAUUUCUCCAGACCCAAAUUUGAAAAUUAAUCAGGUUGCUGUUCCUAUGCAUAUGGCCCUAAUCUUAACUUAUCCGGAGCGCGUUUCUCAUCAUAAUAUAGAGAAAUUGAGGCAGUGUAUUCGUAAUGGGCCCGAUAAGUAUCCUGGUGCAAAGUUUCUAAGGCAUCCUGAUGGUACUGAGACGUCAUUAAAGGUCCAUCAUAUCAGAAAGCGUGUCGCAGAUGAGUUGAAGUAUGGUUGCAUUGUGGAUCGUCAUCUUGAAGAUGGUGAUAUUAUUUUAUUCAACAGACAGCCAAGUUUACAUCGAAUGUCAAUAAUGUGCCAUCAGGCAAGGAUAAUGCCAUGGCGCACCUUGAGAUUCAAUGAAUCAGUUUGCAACCCAUACAAUGCAGAUUUUGACGGUGAUGAGAUGAAUAUGCAUGUACCACAAACAGAAGAGGCCCGUACUGAGGCUCUUAUGUUAAUGGGGGUGCAAAACAAUUUAUGCACCCCAAAAAAUGGAGAAAUCUUAGUUGCUUCGACACAGGAUUUUCUAACGUCGUCCUUUUUAAUAACAAGGAAAGACACGUUCUACGAUCGCUCUUCCUUUUCACUAAUGUGUUCAUAUAUGGGUGAUGCGAUGGAUCCAGUUGAUUUGCCAACUCCAGCAUUAGUUAAGGUACCUCCACAUAGUGACUUUAAGUCUUGGAUUGGUGGUGGCAAGAUGGAGCCGAUUGAGCUUUGGACUGGUAAACAAUUGUUUAGUGUUCUAUUGCGUCCCCAUGCCAGAAUGAGAGUAUAUGUAAAUCUCACCUUAGCAGAAAAGAGUUAUGGGAGGUCAAAAGAGACAAUGUGCCCUAAUGAUGGAUUUGUUUAUAUUCGUAACAGUGAGCUAAUCAGUGGACAACUUGGAAAGGCUACAUUAGGAAACGGGAACAAGGAUGGACUUUACUCUGUCCUUCUCAGGGAUUACAAUGCACAUUCUGCUGCUGCUUGCAUGAAUCGCUUGGCAAAGUUAAGUGCUCGAUGGAUUGGAAAUCAUGGAUUCUCGAUUGGAAUCGAUGAUGUUCAACCUGGUGUUGAAUUAAACAAGGAAAAGAAGUUGACAAUUGAAAAGGAGUAUUCCCAAUGUACAGAGUAUAUUGAAAGUUAUAAUUCCGGAAGUCUAGAGCUACUACCAGGAUGCAAUAAUGCUGAGACUCUGGAGGCCAAGAUAUCUGGAACCCUGAAUGAUAUUCGAGAAUCAACUGCCCAAGUUUGUAUGAAGAAUCUAAAUUGGAGGAAUAGCCCCCUAAUUAUGUCGAAAUGUGGUUCUAAAGGGUCUCCAAUCAACAUUUGCCAGAUGAUUGCAUGCGUUGGUCAGCAAAUUGUUGGAGGUCAUAGAGCUCCCAAUGGAUUUGUUGAUCGAACCUUGCCUCAUUUUGAAAGAGGAGCUAAGGACCCUGAUGCAAAAGGUUUCGUUCAGAAUUCCUUUUAUACUGGUUUAUCUGCUACUGAAUUUUUUUUCCAUACCAUGGCGGGAAGAGAGGGCCUCGUUGAUACAGCGGUUAAGACUGCUGACACAGGGUAUAUGUCUCGUAGACUUAUGAAAGCUUUGGAAGACCUAUCAAUUCAGUAUGACAAUACAGUGAGAACUGCCAGUGCUUGCAUUGUUCAAUUUAUGUAUGGCGGUGAUGGUAUGGAUCCUGCACAGAUGGAAGAUAAAUCUGGGCUUCCGCUGAACUUCGAAAGAUUAUUCAUGAAAACCAAGGCUACUUGCCCUGCCAUGGAUCAAAAGUUUCUAAGUACCGAAGAAAUUGAGAAAAUAGUUGAUGAAGUAAUUGAGAAAAGGCUCUCAAGUCCUAAAACUCUUCAAGAGGGAUCAGCUCAGGAUGUUCCUUCUUCGGAUAAGUCUGAGGGGUCCUUGGAAGCCUUUGAAAGCUCAUUAAGAAAUUUCGUGAAGAAGAAAUAUCCAAGCUCACUUCUCAUGGAGAAAUUGAAUGGAAGGGUGUAUUCUGAAGAAGAUCGUGUUCGUUUAGAAAAUGUGGCUUCAAAUGUAUCAGGGAUUACUAGGCAACAACUAGUGGUCUUCCUAGAAACCUGCAUCUCUCGUUUCCAUUUGAAAAAAAUUGAACCGGGGACUGCGAUAGGUGCUAUCGGAGCUCAGAGUAUUGGAGAGCCAGGAACACAGAUGACGUUGAAAACUUUCCAUUUUGCUGGAGUGGCAAGCAUGAAUGUUACCCUUGGAGUUCCAAGAAUAAAAGAAAUUAUCAAUGCUUCUAAAAAAAUCAACACUCCAAUUAUUACUACUACUCUGCAGUGUGACAACAAUGACAUAGUUGCGAAAAUGGUAAAGGGACGUAUUGAGAAAACUCUUCUUGAGCAGGUAGCUAAGAGUAUAAAGACUUCACAAGCAUCUAGGUUGGCAUCAAUUGUUAUAACACUUGACAUGGAAAGAAUACAAGGAGCACAGCUAUCUAUUGAUGCUCAUACUGUGAAAAAAUCAAUCCUACAAAAUAUGAAAACGAAAGUGAAAGAGCAGCAAAUUAAGGUAUUGGAUUCCAGAAAGCUGGAAGUUGUUAUGCAGUCUGAUAGAAGUAGACUUCAAUUUGAGCUCCACGAGCUCAAGGCUAAGCUUGCGAAAGUUGUUGUGAAGGGAAUAAAUUCUAUAGAACGUGCUAUAAUAAUAAAUGAAGCGAAGGAAAAGGAUCCCAGUGGCAACAAAAAAUUGAAGUUACUGGUAGAGGGAACUGGUCUUUUGUCUGUCAUGGGCAUUGAUGGAGUUGAUGGCUGCAAAACAACGAGUAAUCACAUCUUAGAAGUACAGCAGACACUUGGAAUUGAAGCUGCAAGACAGACAAUUAUUAGUGAGAUAGAGUACACCAUGUCAACCCACGGCAUGACCAUUGACAUACGGCAUAUGAUGCUUCUGGCAGAUUUGAUGACAUUCAAGGGUGAGGUCUUGGGAAUAACGAGAUUUGGUGUACAGAAAAUGAAGGAUAGUGUCUUGAUGCUUGCUUCGUUUGAGAAGACGGCAGAUCACCUUUUUAAUGCUUCUGUGAAUGGGCGAGAGGAUAAGAUUGAAGGAGUUAGUGAGUGUAUUAUUAUGGGAGUCCCAGUGCAAGUCGGCACAGGAAUCCUUAAAAUCAGGCAAAACACACAACCCGUUAAAUUGACUUACGGUCCAGAUCCAAUAAUCCGCUGAAAUUCGCAGAAUGUACAGAAACUUGUGGUUCGUUUUUCUUUUGGCAGUUUUGAAACUCAGAUUCCUAACGUCAUAGUUACUGUGUUUGGGCUGAAUAUGCAAUAUUAUUACACUUUGUAGAUGCGUGAACAUCGUGAAAUUCUGUUUUUUCUGUAUGAAAUUAGCAUGUGUAAGUGUAAUUGAAUUCAUGCAGAGAAAAGAUAUUCUUUCCCCUUACAUUCCAUGUCCAAGUUAGACAUAUAUAUAAGAGAAGUUGAU